This is a messenger RNA of Brettanomyces bruxellensis, 1104 nucleotides long. RefSeq lists its product as uncharacterized. The transcript has a single exon. The record is from RefSeq and is a predicted model, not a curated record. NCBI's taxonomy places the organism in Eukaryota, Fungi, Ascomycota, Pichiomycetes, Pichiales, Pichiaceae. Gene Ontology annotation, biological process: signal transduction; protein phosphorylation. Bases 1 to 1104 code for a protein of 367 amino acids. Gene Ontology annotation, molecular function: protein serine/threonine/tyrosine kinase activity; protein serine/threonine kinase activity; ATP binding. Gene Ontology annotation, cellular component: cytoplasm.
AUGGUGCAAUUUCUAGUCGAAGCUGUAACAAACAACAGGACCAAUGUUACGCGGCCUAUGAAUGUGAGGGAAACGGCUAAGAUAGGUGAAGGUGCUUUUGGAACAGUCCUGCGUGCUUAUUUGAAAGAUGUUGAGCAACCAGGACAAGAAAUUGAGUGGAUGGGACCAUUUGCAAUCAAAAAAGUUCCCGCCCAAACCGAAUAUAAAAGCCGAGAGUUGGCUAUUUUACGGAAGACCUGCCAUCCUAACGUCGUCACACUAGAGUUUUUCUUUACAUAUCCUAAUCCAGAAGACAGAAACAAAUUAUAUCAACAUCUUGUCAUGGAAUCAUUACCUUGUAACUUGCAGUCCGAGAUUUCAAAUUAUCGGCACUCAGGUAUGAUACUUCCGUUGAAACACAUUCAGGUUUAUUCGUUUCAACUUGCGCGUGCGCUGAACUAUCUUCACAGUUAUGGUAUUUGCCACAGGGAUAUCAAGCCAUCCAACAUUCUUAUAAAUCCAGACAGUUUAAUCCUUAAAAUAUGCGAUUUUGGUUCCGCCAAAAGACUUCUGCCUUCUGAGCCAUCCGUCGCUUACAUAUGCUCGAGAUUUUAUCGUGCUCCGGAACUGAUCGUGGGAUGCUCAGUUUACACAACUCAGAUAGAUGUUUGGGGUUUGGGGUGUGUUUUGGGCGAGAUGUUCAUUGGUCAGCCUGUGUUCCAAGGUCAUGACUCGAUGCUUCAACUCAGGGAGAUUUCAAAGCUCUUGGGACCGCCAGAGAAGUCGUUUAUAUAUGAAUCCAAUCCUUCUUAUAAUGGGCCAAUGUACAGCAGAAAACUUUUCACUGCUGGUUUGUCUUCCAGGUUUAAGCAUGUCUUUUCCCAUGCUACACCAGAGGGAGUUGAAUUAUUGAUGAAAGUGCUUGUCUACAGACCCCAAAAGAGAUAUAGAGCGAGAGAUGUGAUGGCACACCAGUUUUAUGAUUCGCUGAGAAGCCCUGACUUUACUGUUACUUCUAGAACCACAGCUACUAAGUUGAAGAUUGCCAACAUGCUUUUCAAUUUCAGUGACUAUGAAUUGAGUACACUUGGUCCAUUGACUGGCAAGCUUUUGCCUUCAAAAUGA